Telopea speciosissima is the source of this 907-nucleotide messenger RNA. RefSeq lists its product as uncharacterized. Lineage: Eukaryota; Viridiplantae; Streptophyta; Magnoliopsida; Proteales; Proteaceae. The transcript is spliced from 5 exons. The coding region runs from base 48 to 623 and encodes 191 amino acids. The record is from RefSeq and is a predicted model, not a curated record.
CCCAACCCGUACUGUCCUGGUUUGUGCAAGCUGUCGGCUUUUCAGCCAUGGCAACAGCAACAUUCUUGCUCUCUUCCGAAAUAUUUGCACCGUACCGACAGUUACGAACAAUCAGCUCGUCAGUCCAACGAACUUCAGCUCACAUUUCGCCAUUGUCGACCACUUGUUGUAAAACUAAGAAGCCUUUGAAAGCUAUUGUCGGUAAUGUCUUGCGGAACCAAAGGGCCUUAGCAGCUCUCAUAGGGGUAGGUUUCGCCCUAACCCUUGGUGGAUCUGCUUCUGCUGCUGAAUUCCCUUUGUGGGGUAGCACGUUGCGGCUCAGUGAACCCGAUAAUGCGCUCUCUCUACCUACCUGGGCUAUUCAUGUCUCCAGCGUCGUCGAAUGGAUUACAGCAAUGGUUCUGGUGUGGCAAUAUGGAGAGAAACCUGGGAAUGAAUCUUGGAAGGGGCUUUCUUGGGGUAUGGUACCCCUGCUUGGCGGAGCAUUUUGUGCAUGCACAUGGCAUUUCUUCUAUAACUCUGAGUCUCUUGAGGUGCUGGUGGCCCUGCAAGCAGCACUGACUGUUGUUGGUAACUUCACAAUGUGCAUUGCAGCAUUUCGAAUAUACAAGUCUAGUCAAUGAAGUUUAGGGACCUGAUAAUACAUAUUAUCAUGGGGGUUUUUUCUUUAUGGCCUGACAAAUCUUUAACCAUUUCCUUUCGGUCACUCUGCAAGGUGAACUAUUAUUAUUCUUGUUCAUGUGUCUACUUUGCAAGGUGAACUAUUAUUGUUCUUGUUUCUCACAGUUACGACACCAUUAUUUGUAAUGGCGGUUACACUGGUGCAGGAAGUAGGAAAUGGUGGAGGUAAAGUUGAAGCUUUCUUAUUGGUGAUCAGAAAUGGCGUAUCGGAUGAGGAGAAGUUGAG